Molecule: messenger RNA, 1230 nt
Organism: Lepus europaeus (European hare)
Lineage: Eukaryota; Metazoa; Chordata; Mammalia; Lagomorpha; Leporidae
Product: protein SET-like
Exons: 1
Coding region: 1-864 (287 amino acids)
Biological process (GO): nucleosome assembly
Cellular component (GO): nucleus; chromatin
Molecular function (GO): chromatin binding; histone binding
Source: RefSeq, a predicted model, not a curated record
AUGGCCCCCAAAUGCCCAUCUUUGCUCCUUCCUCAAACGAAGAAGCCAAGAGCAGCUCCUGGCCCGAGGCCGGCGGACACAUUGGCCUCUCGGGGUUUGUUGACGGGAGAAAAAGAACAACAAGAAGCAAUUGAACAUAUUGAUGAAGUACCGAAUGAAAUAGACAGACUUAAUGAACAAGCCAGUGAGGAGAUGUUGAAAGUAGAACAGAAAUAUAACAAACUCCGCCAACCAUUUUUUCAGAAGUCAGAACUGAUCGCCAAAAUCCCAAAUUUCUGGGUAACAUUUGUCAACCAUCCACAAGUGUCUGCACUGCUUGGGGAGGAGGAUGAAGAGGCGCUGCAUUAUCUGACCAGAGUGGAAGUGACAGAAUUUGAAGAUAUUAAAUCAGGUUACAGAAUAGAUUUUUAUUUUGAUGAAAAUCCUUACUUUGAAAAUAAAGUUCUCUCCAAAGAAUUUCAUCUGAAUGAGAGUGGUGAUCCAUCUUCAAAGUCCACCGAAAUCAAAUGGAAAUCUGGAAAGGAUUUGACGAAACGUUCAAGUCAAACGCAGAACAAAGCCAGCAGGAAGAGGCAGCACGAGGAGCCAGAGAGCUUCUUCACCUGGUGUACUGACCAUUCUGACGCAGGUGCGGAUGAGUUAGGAGAGGUGAUCAAGGAUGAUAUCUGGCCGAAUCCAUUACAGGACUACUUGGUUCCUGAUAUGGAUGAUGAAGAAGGGGAAGGAGAAGAAGAUGAUGAUGAUGAUGAAGAAGAAGAAGGCUUGGAAGACAUUGAUGAGGAAGGCGACGAGGAUGAAGGGGAGGAAGACGAAGAUGAUGAUGAAGGGGAAGAAGGGGAGGAGGAUGAAGGAGAAGAUGACUAAUAGAAAACACUGAUGGAUUCCAACUUUACUUUUUUUUUUUUUUUUUAAUUUUCUCCAGUCCCUGGGAGCAAAUUGCCGUCUUUUUAUUUUUUCCCUCUUGUGCUCAGUCUCCCUGUUUUUGAGGUCUCUUUUCUCUACACCAUGGUUCUCACCUUAUUGUGGGGAAAAUACCUGAAGCAAAAUACAAUGGGAAAAGAAUCUCUACCCCUUUCUGUUCCAAAUUCAUUUUAUCCCUCUUGUCUCGACAAAAACUGUAUGGAAUCAACACCACCGUGCUCUGCGGGAAAAAGAAACCCUCCUGCUCCUGGCUCUGCUGGAAGCUGGAGGGUGCCAGGCCCCUGUGUGGUAGUGCAUAGAAUUCUAGCU